AUGAUCCCAAAGCCUUCAAUUAUAAAUAUUUCAGAAUCUAAACUUGAGGAUGUAGGCGAUGCUUCUAAUUUCUAUUUAGAUACUGAUCCAACAAUGCACCAUCAUGCGACUAACUUUAGAAAUUCUAUAGUAUUUGAUGAUGAGUUCGAGAUUAAAAAUUACAAGAACUCUGAGCUUGAAUCAAAACUAAUAGAAGAAACAAUAACAUCAGAAAUGACUCCAUCUCCAUCUCUAAAUAAAUUGCUUGAUAUGUUGAAUGAUAAAACCAAAUAUGAUCAAAAAACUUCUAUUAAGAUAUUGAACAAUGAAGAUUUAACUACACAAUCAACAGAAAAUCAAUUUCUAUCACCAAUUGACUCAAAGAAUCAACUUUCAGAUGAGAAUUUAUCAAAAUCUAUUACAGAAAAAUCACCACAAAAAGAAUUAAACAAAUCAUUUGAAAUAGAAGAGCCACUGAUAGAAUCAUUCCGAAACCCAAGCAUCCAACCUGAAGAAUCUAUAAAACCCAACUUCCCGCCAAGAAAAACCUCUCAAAUCAAAUCAAGAACUAGGUCAUCAUCAACUGGUAACAUCUUAACUUCUAAUACCCAUUCAGAAUCUGCUAUCAAUAUCAAAAGAAGGAGAAGUUUCUUUUCUUAUAUUAAGGGAAAAUUUUCGAGGUCUUACGACAAUAUACAAGACAUUGAUCAAAAUAAUGUGAAGAAUAAUAAGAACGAAUCUACAAAAAAGCUUCAGCAUUCAAUUAAAUCAAAAUCUUCAAAGAGAAAAAAUACCACCGCAGAUAUACCAUCUAGUCCAAUUAACAGUGAAACUUCUUUAACUCAUAGAAAAUCAAAAAGCGUUUCCGAUAUAAAUGAAAUAAUGCUUAGUGAUGCUGAUGAAAUUGAGAUUGAGAUUGAAAAUGAAAAUUUAAAUAUUAAAAAGUAUAAAACCAAAAAGAAGAAACAAACAAGUGGCUGGGAAAUUACAGAUUUAACUAAAAAUUCUACUGAUGAAAAUAAAAUAGAUACAAACAAGGUUAAUAAGACUGAAGAAAAUUCUCCAUUUAUAAACAUUACAGAGGAGAUUUCUUCCUCUAUUGAGGUUUCAACUCCAACAGGCUACAGAAAAUUAGUUGAAACUGAUGUUCUUCAGUCUUCUUUUUCGAUGUCUAGACCGUACAAUAAUUUGGAAAAUUGUUCCAUAAUGUCAUCAAUUAAUCAAUCUGAUUCAGAGAUGAACUCUAAAAGUUCUAUUGAGAAUACACAAUGGCAUAGUUCAAUCGACGAUGAUCAAAUGUUGAAUCAAGAGAAAGUGGAUUUUAAAGAUUCAAGAGUUAAAUACAGCAAUGAUACUUCCAAAGAUAUGAACCAUACUGAUGUCUCUAAAAAGUGUUCUUCUCUUAAAAUUAACAAUAGUCAAAAUAAAAAUAAUAAUAUUCUUCCGCCUAAACUGCCCCCACUACCACCUUCUGUAAAUAGAGCAGACCAUAUUGCACCUAUAUUUCAAAACAAUCAAGAAAAACAAUAUAUUUUACCUGAAAAAAUAUCACCUAAUAAUAUUUUAAAGCCAUUUAUCAACAAUGAAAUUGACAACUCUCCGACCUUAUUAGACUUAGGUUUAGAUUUAGAUAACACCAGCAUACCUUCUUUUGGAUCAUUUGAAGAAAAGUUAAAUGCAAUUAUAAUUGAAUCAGAUAGUAAUGAAAGCUCCAGUCAACAAUUUAGAAUGGAAAGUAAUACUACAUUGCAUAAUACAGUACAUAAUAAUUUGGAUGACAAUGAAUUAAUAAAUGAAAUCGAAGAAUUUUCCAGCUCUAUUCAUUUCGAUGAAGAAAUUUCCAAACCUUCAGGGCUAUUUGUUGAUACUUCAAUGAAUUCUUACCACGAGAGUGACAUUAACUCAUAUUAUAUUGAUGAUAGCGAUACAUUAUCCCCUAAACCUUAUUCAAAAAAUAUACAAUCAAUACUAAAUGAGAAGGCAUUACUGACCCCUAAGGAAAAUUCAACAAAAGAAAUUAUUACCAAAUUAAAGAAGAGAAAUAGUCCAGACUUGUUAUUAAGGCCUAAUGCAUACUUGCCAAAUUAUAGAGACUCUGGUAGACCUAUUUCAAUGUCGUUUAAAGGUUUAUACCAUCAAUCAUUAUUAAAUUCUGAAAAACAAGUAGACACAGAUUCAGAAUCAAUUAGAAGCAUAUCCAAAAAUGUCCAAAAUACAUCUAAAACGGGGGCAGCUCAAGGCAAAGUAUUUGUAAGGUUUUCUCCUGAGGUGACACUGCACGAUACCUACAGCUUGGCAGAAUAUGAUAGGACACCAGACGUAGCAACUUGCAAUGAGUUGACGCCAUUAAGUGCUCAAUUUAUAAAAAUUGAGUUGAAUGAAUUUAAAAAUGAAAUGGAAAUUCAUGAAGAUUCUAAAUGCUUCACCCAUUUUUACUAG
Molecule: messenger RNA, 2418 nt
Organism: Henningerozyma blattae CBS 6284
Lineage: Eukaryota; Fungi; Ascomycota; Saccharomycetes; Saccharomycetales; Saccharomycetaceae
Exons: 1
Coding region: 1-2418 (805 amino acids)
Source: RefSeq, a predicted model, not a curated record